Messenger RNA from Fomitiporia mediterranea MF3/22, 1455 nucleotides. RefSeq lists its product as uncharacterized. NCBI's taxonomy places the organism in Eukaryota, Fungi, Basidiomycota, Agaricomycetes, Hymenochaetales, Hymenochaetaceae. The transcript is spliced from 4 exons. Bases 1 to 1455 code for a protein of 484 amino acids. The record is from RefSeq and is a predicted model, not a curated record.
AUGGAGCCUACAGACCAACAUAUGCAUGAAAUAGACAACAGAAAUACUCUUUCUAUUGGAGCUGAGCAAUCCCAGCACCAAUCUCCUACUCCUACACCUCCUACUAUGGCUCCACAGCCAUUCAAUCCUAACUAUAUACACUCCGGAUUUAUGUAUGGCCAUGGGCAGCAAAGACUACAGACUCCAAAUCAAGUUUUCCCUCACCAAUCCCAGCCUACAACCCAGUUAUUUUAUCCAGGCCAAUUCUACUCUCACAAUACUCCAGUAAUGCCAAACUAUGCAUCUACUCCAACAAACCAACCCUCGGUGAGAAUGCAAGAAACUCCUACACAAAACUUUCUUGUAGACAGUCAGGGGCACCGAAUCUCACCAAGAAGAGCUGGGGGACGAGUUUUGGAUAAGAUAUUGGAUGCAGAGUUGAGUAGUGAUGAGCCAGAGGUUAUUCCAGCACCAGACUUUAAAGGCAAAGGAAAGGCAAAGCAAGCAAAAAAGGACAAAGGAAGCAGGAAAGAGACAGGAAAGCAAAAGAAGAAGGGUCAAGGAUCCAAGUCCGGUGUCAAUGCUCGACAAGUAGGCAAAUCUGACGAUGAAAUCGAAGAUAUGGAUGAAAACCUCAAGACUGCUGCUGAUAUCAAGACGACUGCCGAAAGGGCUGUAUGGACAGACGAUGACAAGAAGAAGGUGGUAUCAUACUGUAUAGACUCUACCCGGUGGCCAGAUUUCAAGGUAAAACAAGGUCAAUACUUUCAGCAGAUUUCCCAACGGAUUCUUCCAAGCAAGUCUCCUGAACAAGUCAGGUCUUGCUGGAAUCGUACUUUUGCCCUGUAUGCUGCAGUUGUAGCUCGGCAGGAGCAUACAGGAGGAGGCGAUGGUGAUGAAUUUAAGCUGGACCAGUUAGACCUCUCUCAGGUCCAGAUAGAAGACGAAGGAGAAUCUAAAAGGAAGAAGAGAGGAAGGAGCAAGUCUGCUCCUCAAUUUUCUGAGGCACAGUUAGAUGCCUUUGAGCAAUCUGAACUUUUUCAGAUGCUUGACGAAGUGGCUCGGGACCAUCCUAACAUCAGAAAGAUGUUUGAUGUCAGUUCUGAAAAGCCUGUGGAGACUGAAGAUGAAGAGGAAGAUACAAAUAUUAAGACCCGGAAGAAGAAGAUCAAGAUCGAGGACUCCUUGACCGGCAUAGAAGAAAUCCUCGGUGAGGCUGUACGAAAUUUCGCUUCAACAAAGCAGGAGACGAGCCGGAGAGAGGAGGAACGAAUGUUGAUGGAGCGUGAACGUAAUUUGAGAGAAGCAGCUGCAUCCAAGCUUCAGCAUGAAGAGCGGAAGCACCGGUUGUUGGCAGAAAAAUGGCAGGCCUAUCAUGCAGCUUUGGAGCAUCCAGACCCGUUCACCAGAAAGCGAGCAGAGAAGUUGAAGAAGGAAAUUGCUGAACUUGAAGGAUUUGAGCUGGAAGAUGAAUAG